AUGCAAUUGUUGUUGAUUCAAUUAGUUGUGUUUUCUUUGAAUGAUUUUAAGGCCACAUUUGCUGUAAAUGUUCUGGGGCCAAUAUCUCUUACACGGCUGCUGGCAACUUUCAUGCUGAAGAGAGGGAGGGGACAUUUUGUUGUGACGGAGCACAGCGACUACGAUGAUGAUCGAAAAACAACAACUCUGAAGGUCAUCGGCGAUUACUGACAACGAUAAAC
Molecule: messenger RNA, 221 nt
Organism: Ilex paraguariensis (yerba mate)
Lineage: Eukaryota; Viridiplantae; Streptophyta; Magnoliopsida; Aquifoliales; Aquifoliaceae
Source: the annotation of a GenBank genome assembly